Molecule: messenger RNA, 1407 nt
Organism: Ectocarpus siliculosus
Lineage: Eukaryota; Phaeophyceae; Ectocarpales; Ectocarpaceae
Source: the annotation of a GenBank genome assembly
AUCAUUUGUGUAUGUUCUAUUUACCUUCAUGAGGGCGCCACUUAUUUGCCGGGCUCCUUUGACGUUUACCGUGGACAAAGUUGUUCGUAGUAUAUGCGGUACAUCAUUGCAGGGGUCCGGCAUGUUUUUAUCCAUGCGUACAGAGAGGCUGGCGCAUCUUUUGCUGAUUGAUUUCAUCCUUUUCGUUGGCGUUUUUGUUGUUGCAGAGAAGUAACAACACUUCGAUAUACCUUGUAGCUAUUUAGCACUGCUACAUACGGCUGUUGUCAAAUGACAUGGCGCACAACAAGAUAGCAGGUUCUUGUGGUUGAGGCUUUGUAGUUUUUGAAGGUUGCUUCGUUUGGUUGGUUCUUCUCGAUAGCGUAGGUGGUGGGGACCAUAUGUGCGUACAUCAUGAACAGGCGGCGGAACUUGAGGGAUAUUCGGAUAUUCCCAUCAUCCGGGGGGUUGGGCGGGGGGGUUGCUCGUUGCUUAAGGUUGUGUCGUGUGGGUUCAUGGCAGUGGCGAGCGAUGUGCGCCCCCUGCGGUUGGCUGCGCGUGCUGAUUUGUUUUUGCUUCUUUCCGACCGGGCUGCAAUCAACAACAGAGAGAGGUCGUUCGUUUACUCCGUAUUUCCGUUACCUCACAAAAUAUUGCUUUUCUUUGUUCCUGUUGAGACGUACAUAUAUGCAUAUGCGUAUCAGAACAGGCACCGUGUGCUUUUGACGCAACGGGAAACGGCACAUGGAUAUUUUCGUUCCUCUUGUCCUUCUUAUGUUCUUGAUCCUUCGCUUACCUAAUUAUGUAAGCCUUGGGUGUCCUCCAUCUACUGCUGUCUGAUGUUGUCAUUGUUCUCCACGUGUAUGCACACCGGGCGUUAUAUUUUCGAAGUAAGUGUUGUUUUCUCUUUUUGUUUCGCUCAAGCUCGAGGGGGAAGUCUCUCUCGCGUGUCGAUCUUGGAACGGGAUUAAUUAUUCUCAGGGAAAUCUUAUUUCUGAGAAGGAUCGAUCGCGGCUGGCUUUUACAGCGGCGUGUUGUGUGCAAAAGAUUGUUGUGUCUUUUACGGGUCCGGGUCGGCUUGUUUGGCCAAAAGAGAAUAUUACGCUGAGGGAAGGAGACGAGUGAAGGCGGACGCCAAGCGGGGCGGGUUGCCUGCCCACUUGCCUGGUUCAGCGCCUACUUACAACAUCUGUAGAAAAGAGUGUUAUUUCCUGAUUUACGCGCAUGGUAAUGGCGGGAUUGGCGCAGAAUAUACCACAACAACAUAGUAGUAGUCGGUGUGAAAUACGCUGCUAUUGUACCAAGUUGUUUGCGCUGUGUUAAGGGUAGGCGGUGAAACAUCAAGAAUGACGGAGUGCCGACGUAGUAUAGGCAGGGAUGAGACUAACAUCAGACAACCACCACGUCAAGUGUUAGACUGUAAUACGG